Messenger RNA from Sphaerulina musiva SO2202, 1424 nucleotides. RefSeq lists its product as uncharacterized. Lineage: Eukaryota; Fungi; Ascomycota; Dothideomycetes; Mycosphaerellales; Mycosphaerellaceae. Bases 315 to 770 code for a protein of 151 amino acids. The record is from RefSeq and is a predicted model, not a curated record. The transcript is spliced from 2 exons.
CUCCUCUGAGACCAUUCAAGGUGGUAUGAGCGAAUGAUGAAGUAUGAGGUGCCUCUUCGGCCUUCCUGGUCAUGGCGAGUCAGACUCCGAUUGCGCUGAGCACGGGAAGAAAAGCUCAUCUUGCGUCAUCGGCGGCGACCUGGUGACAGAGUCAGAUGCGAGCUCUACCGAUGGGACUUCUGAAGGAGGAUACAGUCUCCCGUGGCCCAUUCUAUUUCUUUGUGUUGUUGAAUUGCUUUGUCCAACAGACUCACUGCAACUGACGCACCAGCACAUACCACUCAUCGCCUCCUCUUGCAACCCGAACAUACACCAUGUCGAACCCAGUCCACUCCACUGGCCGCGGCGGCGCGGGCAACAUCGGUCACGACACCAACAACUACGUCGACGGCGCCAUUGUCCGUGAGGGCGCUGUAGGAGAGAGCGGCGUCCCAGAAUACAGCGCCGGUCGAGGCGGUGCUGGCAACAUGGUCCAGCCCACGGGCUCACAAUUGAACAAACCCUCGGAAGAAAUCGUCCCGGAAAGCGCGACUCGCAUCGGAGGUGCCGAUUACGACAACUUCCACACGGGACGAGGCGGACAAGGAAACAUCCACAAGGAGAAGUAUGGAGGACAUUCGUCGGCCAAGGAACAGGAUGCUGCGAUUGCGAAAAACUCCCCCAAGAACAGCCCGCACGUGGGCGCGCAAAAGGAGAGUAUAUUGGAGAAGGUGAAACACGCUGUGGGGUUGGAUAAGAAGGAAAAGACUCCUGAGCCGACGACGUUGUAAAGCGGACGAGGCUGGAUAGGAGUGACGAUGAUGAUGAUUAUCAUGAGGAGGCGUGGGUUUCUGUGUUUUCUUGAUACCACUACGGAUAUGCUAUUUUCCUUGCUUGGAAUGGGUACGGAAAAAAGCAGACCAGCAAGUUCUGUGGACGGAGGGGAGGAAAAGCUGUAAUUACGAAUAUGUAAUAAUUUGGUAUGUCCCUAUGUCGCUGGUUUCACGUCACGUUGGUGGCAUUUGUGGUCCGUUCUCUGUAACAAUCUACUUCGCAGCAGACCCCAGGCGACACUCUAGAACAAUCUCGAUUCGAUCUUGGAGCCCUCUUCAAGGCAACAACGCUCUGAAGACAGCUACAGCAAGGUCUUCGUCCACCACACAGACGGGAAGUCUCUACCACGAAGUUUCAUGGUCUGAGGAUGAUACCAAUAUCGAGAAGCUGGCCGGUGGUGACAAGACGAGGAAGAAGAGUCACUCAAGUAUCAUUGGAAACGAGUGUAGGAUACAGGACCUUCUAAUCUGAGCAUUGACAUGCCCGCGACUUCUUAGAGCACCCGCCUCUUCUAGCUUUCCUCCUCUCUCUGGAAAUGAGUGUCUUGAUACUGCAGAACGGAAGAAUAACAGGGAGAGAGACUCGAUUGACGAGAAUCCUCGUAUCACAAC